AUGCUCACUCCCAACACGCCUCUAUCACCGAUGCCUUCAAUCAAAAUACCAAAGAUUGAUCUGCCUCGGCCGCCGGACCCUCAGCUGGAUCCCGCCGGCUACCUGCGAAGCUUGACGGCUGUGCGAGAGAGAGCCAAGGCCCUCAUGGAGAAGGCACAGGAUAACGAGCUGGUCCACUUCGACGUUGAUAUGAACAAAUUUCCAGAUGUUGUGACGUUUGUCUCUGGACUAAUCAAGCGUGACCACGAAGCUCCUUUCCAGGACAUUCCCAGCCAUGGUCGGUAUCAGCAUUUCUGUGUAGGAGGUCGAGAUCGGGUAGUCGAGCUCUUGAAUAGCUGGCCCGAGAGCGUCGACAACGCAGAGCGAUGCCGCCGACUCAUCGACCUCUUCACCAUCAGCGUACUGCUGGAUGCGGGCGCUGGAACCACCUGGACCUACAAGAGCGUUGAAAAUGGCAAAACCUACAGGCGCUCUGAGGGUAUCGCAGUCGCUUCCUUGGAGAUGUUCAAAUCAGGAAUUUUCUCAGCAAGCCCAACCAACAAGCAUCAGGUUGACAAGCGAGCAUUGGGGGCUCUUAACACAGCCAAACUUGCCUCGGGUAUGCAGGCCGACGCCGACAACGAGCUCAUUGGCUUGGAAGGUCGAACAGAGGUCCUAGUCAAGCUGUCAGAGGCUCUCGACGAGCAUUCCGAGUUCUUUGGGGCUGAUGGCCGUCCUGGUAACAUGAUUGACUACUUGCUCUCACACCCUGCAACCCAAGCAUCAUCAGUUCUCAUUGUCCCCCUGCCAAUUCUGUGGAAUCUCCUGAUGGAUGGUCUCUCCUCCAUCUGGCCUACUCGAACAGCAAUCAACGGCGUCCCGCUUGGUGAUGCCUGGUCCUGUGAAGCCCUGCCCGCGGGAUCAAACUCGUGGGAAUCUAUCCUGCCGUUCCACAACCUGACACAGUGGCUUGCGUAUUCGCUCAUGCAGCCUAUGCAAUCCCUGCUAAAUAUGCACUUUGCCGGCACAGAGCUGCUGACGGGCUUGCCAGAGUACCGCAACGGUGGCCUCUUUGUCGACUUGGGUGUCCUGACUCUCAGGGAGGAAGACAUGGCUCGCGGGCUGGCUAAUUACGGCGCGUAUUGCAAACAGUCUGGAAUCAAGGCCAUUGAAGUCGCGCCCAUGUUUGAGGCCUCGGACGAUGUCAUUGUCGAAUGGCGAGGGCUGACAGUCGCUCUGCUCGACAAGCUCUUGGAAGAUGUCAAUGUGGCACUGGAGGCGGAGCUGGAUGGCCAUGAGAUGACCCUGGCACAGCUGUUGGAAGCUGGCAGCUGGAAGGGAGGUCGUGAGAUUGCUGAGAUCAACAGGCCAAACACCAAAGAGGCGCCGAUCCUGAUCGACAGUGACGGAACCGUGGUUUAA
Trichoderma harzianum CBS 226.95 is the source of this 1401-nucleotide messenger RNA. RefSeq lists its product as hypothetical. Bases 1 to 1401 code for a protein of 466 amino acids. The transcript has 5 exons. The record is from RefSeq and is a predicted model, not a curated record. NCBI's taxonomy places the organism in Eukaryota, Fungi, Ascomycota, Sordariomycetes, Hypocreales, Hypocreaceae.